AAAGUUCUUAUUCUUCUCUCAUUCCAUCUUUUUUUUUUAUCUUUGAUCUUUUUGCUUCGCUUUAGCUAAAUCAAUGGAUCGAGCUCUGUCGUGGUUCCGACGUUUAGCAGUUGGGUAUGAGAUGCGAGAAGGAGCAGAUUGGAACGGAGAGCUAAGAAAGAAGCAACGGGAGUUGGAAAAGCUGCAAGAUGCAAUGACAUCUGUGAUAGCAAGUUUGAACAAGCAUGGGGAGGGAGUUUAUGUUAUAGCCUCUACUUUCAUGUCCUUGAAAGGGUUGGUCGAGUGCUUGACAUCCCCGGAGGUGGCUAUUCCUGUCAGUGCUCUUGGCGUUGGACCUGUAACCCCUGGGGAUAUCUUCAAGGCCCGUAAACUACAGUUUGCCACUGUCCUCGCUUUUCAAGUCGAGUUGACUCUAAAGGCCAGUCAAGUAGCACAAGCAUUGGGAGUCAAAGUAAUCUGUGGUGACUCCAUUGAACAACUCUGCCGACUGUUUCGGGAGUAUACCACCAGUGGCAGUGAGCUGCUGCGAGAGGACAGGGCAGUGAGUGAUGAAGUAGUCUUACCAUGCGUCCUCUCCAUGUUACCCAAGUGUGUGCUCAACAAGGAAGACCCAAUUCUCGUUGGAGUUUAUGUUGUUGAGGGUUCUCUUAGGGUAGGGACUCCAUUAUGCAUUCCUCACAAAGCUUUCAUCAAUAUAGGACGGGUUGCAUGGAUUGACAAGGACCAGCAACCUGUCAAGGUUGCAAGCCAAGGCGACAAGGUCAUUAUCAAGAUUGUUGCAGCAGACCCCAAAACAAAACAGUUGAUGUUGGGAAGAGAUUUUGACGUUGCAGAUGUUCUUGUCAGUCGCAUCCCUAGAAGAUCUAUCUACCAUUUUGCCCAUUCCAUCAUUCCAAGCUAAUGACUGGGUCGAACAAAAAUCUCAUCCUCUGGUUAUGUCAUUUUCUCGGUGCUUUAGUUAGUUAUUUCUUGUUAACGCUUAACAUUAUCUCAUCCUGGAAAUAUUUACAUUCGUUGAUGAUAUAUAUGAACAACAAGUCUUUGAAACAGAGGCCAAAAGCAUGGAAAUAGAGAUAAACGAACAA
This is a messenger RNA of Arabidopsis lyrata subsp. lyrata, 1085 nucleotides long. RefSeq names its product eukaryotic translation initiation factor 5B. NCBI's taxonomy places the organism in Eukaryota, Viridiplantae, Streptophyta, Magnoliopsida, Brassicales, Brassicaceae. The transcript has 4 exons. The coding region runs from base 74 to 901 and encodes 275 amino acids. The record is from RefSeq and is a predicted model, not a curated record. Gene Ontology annotation, molecular function: translation initiation factor activity.